AGUGGUUCGGUCCCGGAGUCCGGACUCGGUUCCCGUGGGCGUGACUGACAGGUCGCUAGUCCUGAGGGCGAUGUCAGGCUCCGAGCGGCUGGGCAGGAGAGGGCAGCAGGAAUGCACCAGGCCGAAGCUGGACCUUCUGCUGGUGAAACGAUUCUUCCGCAUCCAGGCAAUCCUCUUCCCCUCUUGGUCGUCCCAGAGUGUGCUGAUGUUCGCCACGCUGCUCUUUGUUGCCUUGCUUGAGCAACUGGUGGUUUAUCAAGUGGGAAUUGUUCCCAGCCGCUUCUUCAAAGUUCUGGGAAGCAAGGAUCUAGUUGGUUUCAGAGAACUUACCUCCAUUGCCAUCUGCCUCAUCGUGGCCAACUCUCUGCUGAAGAGUUUUGACCAGUACAUCUCGAACCUGUUGUAUGUCAGAUGGAGGCAGAACCUGACGCAGAACCUGCACCAGAGCUACUUCAGGAGGAAGGUCUACUACAGUCUAAAUGUGCUCCACACCAGCCUGGAUAACCCGGACCAGCGUAUCAGCCAGGAUGUGGAGCGGUUCUGCAGAGGGAUGGGAACAAUGGCCACCAACCUCAUCAUCUCGCCCUUCACCCUGAGUUACUACACCUACCAGUGCUUUUACAGUACAGGUUGGUUGGGGCCCGUUACCAUCUUCAUUUACUUCCUCAUUGGCUCAGUGGUCAACAAGGCUCUGAUGGGGCCGAUUAUACCAACCCUCGUCCAACAGGAGAAGCUGGAGGGAGACUUCAGGUUCAAGCACAUGCAGAUCCGUGUCAAUGCCGAGUCGGUGGCUUUCUACCGAGCUGGGCAAGUGGAGCACAUGCGGACCCACAGGAUACUCCAGGAAUUGCUCCGAACGCAGCGGAAACUGAUGGGCCGGGAACUGUGGCUCUACAUCGGGGUGAACAUAUUUAAUUACUUGGGCAGUAUCGUCAGCUACCUGGCCAUAGCCAUCCCCAUCUUCGCAGGACGGUACGACGCCCUUUCCCCAGCGGAUCUCAUUGAGCUCAUCAGCAAGAACGCCUUCGUGUCCAUCUACCUGAUCAACUGUUUCAGCCGCCUGAUUGACCUCUCCACCACCAUGUCCGACCUCGCGGGCUACGCACACAGAAUCGGGGAACUACAAGAGGUGAUUGUUAAGCUCUCCAUGUUGCACCAGACAGGCAAGCGCUCAGCAGACAGACACCCACCCGGAUCUGAGGAGAGCAGCAUGGAUUCGGAAGAGGAGGAGGAGGAGAAGGACUCCAACCACACGGCUUUUACACUGGACCAGGUGUCCUUUACCUCCCUGUCCUCUGAGGAGCUGUUGGUGAGGAACUUAACACUGGAGGUCAGCACAGGACACAACCUGCUGGUCACGGGCAACACAGGCACAGGGAAGACCACCCUGUUACGGGUACUGAACGGAUUAUGGAAGAUUGCCCACGGCUCUGUCCACAUGGCAACUUGCUUUGGGCCCCGUGGGAUACUCUUUCUCCCCCAGAAGUCAUACUUCACUGAUGGAACCCUCAGGGAGCAGGUGAUUUACCCUUUGAAGGAAAUUUACCCUGUAACAGGUUCAGCAGAUGACAAGAGAAUCAUCCACUUCUUGGAGGUGACUGGAUUGGAGUCCCUCCUGAAGAGGACCGGUGGGCUGGAUGAGCAAGUCGAUUGGAAUUGGUAUGACGCGUUGUCUCCAGGAGAAAUGCAGCGGUUGUCCUUCACCCGACUCUUAUAUCACCAGCCCAAGUAUGCAGUUUUAGAUGAAGCUACAAGUGCCCUGACGGAAGAGACGGAAGCUGAGCUGUACCACAUCUGUAAACAGCUGGGGAUGACAGUCGUCAGCGUGGGACACCGUAGUAGUUUGGAGAAGCAUCAUGACUCUGUGUUGAACCUGCUGGGAGGUGGAAGGUGGGAGCUGACCGAAGUCCAGCACAGCAGCUGAUCUCUCCUAGGGCCAGACUUGCAUGCAAUCCAGCUGAUGCCUCGUCACACGAUCACGUGCCCAGAUUGGAGCCUCUACCUCACAUUCCCUCCCCUCCUCUUUUACUUCACAGGAGGGAGGUUUACAAUACUUUGGUAAAUUUUGAUCAUCAAUGCCAUGGGAACACCAGCACUCUUACCUCCAUGGCUAAGAGGACAAUAUUGUACAAUCUUGUAUUUCAGUAUUAACUUGGAUCCCCUCUUGUCAAAUGUCUACUCAAACUAAUUCUACCUCAGCCUCCAGAGGAAGAGACUCUGUUUUGCUAAGAACUACUGAAUAAUGCUGUAAAGAACCUUCUUAAAUCAUGGCUUUAGUUCUCCUUGCCCUCCUAUGACAGAUAUGAACGGAGGCUCAGACUCAGUUUGGAGAGUUGGGUCCGCACCCCGCGCGUUUCAGUUUUUAACUAACCGUUCAGAAUGGAUGGAGAGGGAGGGUUGAUGAGUUGCAAAAUACUUCGGAGAAUUUUAUUGAAAUGUGCAUUGAGGAUGAAGUACUUGAUUGACACUCUUUCAAAACCAUGUGCAAGUUAUUAAGAGGAUUAUUUUUAAAAAGUUUUGAAGUGUAGCUGGGUGUUAGUAGGCUGAUUAUUGUGGCAUUGAACAGUUCAAGCUUGACUUUAACACAGUGCUGCAGACUACUUAGGGAGUGUACAGCUGAAGAGAGUGUGGCAUUCUGUGAUGGCUUCUAGAUUCCAGAGGUCCUCCACUGUAUUGUCCUCAUUGUGGUCGUCUUGCUCUCUCUGCUGAGGGUUACAUAUUAGAAAAAAAAUGACUGAUAAAACUGCACCACUGUAAAUAGGCCCUGCCUGUCCCUCCUUGCUUGGCAUUAUUGUUAGAGCAAGUCAUAGAGUCAAACAGCACAGAAACAGGGCCUUUGGCCCAACUGGUCCAUGCUGACCAAGCAUCCAGUCUAAGCUUAUCCUAUUUGCCCAUGUUUGGCCCAUUUCUCUGAGACUUUCUUAUCCAUGUAACUGUCCAAGUGCCUUUUAAGUAUUGGUAACAUACUGCAGCUGCCCCAACCACUUCCUUUAGCACCUUUUUCCGUAUGUGGACCACUCUUGGUGGAAGAAGUUACCCCUCAGCCUCCUAUUACUCCCUCCUCACCUUAAACACACACAGAGUUCUUGAUUUCCAGACCCUGAGGAAAAGACUGUGUGCAUUUGCCCCAUCUAUGCCCCAACUAGCUAAAACUCAGACCUCCAAAAGCCAACCACUCCACAAUGCUGGAGGACCUCAGCAGCAUCUUUGGAGGGGAGGGGAAUAAACAGUUGUCGUUUCAGACCGAGACAUAUUGGGAACAUCGGAAAUGUCAAUUGCUUACUCCCAUCCAUAGAUGCUGCCUGAUCUGCUGAGUUCCACCAGCAUUUUGUGUGUUGGCCAGGCUUUCCAGCAUCUGCAGAAUCUCUUGUGUUUAUGAUUCACAGAGGUACUGUUGUGUUGUCUCUUUAAGUCGUCAGUUUCAGGACGGAGGCGAUAAACUAGGAGACCCAGAGAAAAAAUACACGUUGCUAACAUUGUAAUGCUGACUCCAUCAUGGCACUCCUAAACACCCACCAAGGCACCUCAACUGAAUAUCCUAAUCAUGCUUAAACAGUAAAAUAAUUAAAUAAGUCUCAGUAACAAAUGGCUUGUGUCACUGUCAAAGGUGAGAAAGGUUAAAAAAAAAUCUUCAAACUCCACAUAAAAGACUUGCUGAGACUGGGAAUCUUGCUCAACAAGCUGGUUAAAAGGGAGAACGUUGUUCAGAGUCACUCACAGUAGGGAGGAAACAGGUGCUUGAUGUUACUGGACCAAUACUAGGAAACUAAGAGCAACACACACAAAAUGUUGGAGGCACUCAGGAAGUCAAUAUGCACGGAAAGGAAUAAGCAGUCAACAUUUCAGGCUUGAUGAAGGAUCUCAGUCUGAAAUGCAACUGUAUUCCACUCUAUCGAUGCUGCCUGACCUGCUGAGUACUUCAAACAUUUUGUGAGAAUUGCUUUGGGUUUCCAGCAACUGCAGAAUCUCUUGUGACUCGCAAAUGAAACCUGCGGAAAUGAAAACCCACUGACUUGGAAAUACUUUUCUGCCCAGAUUCUCUCUCUCUGAGUAUCAAUGAGUAUUUCUGUCAUUUUCUGUUUCUAUUUAAGGAAAGAUGGAGUGAGGAAAUCAGGUAGGUUUUAAAGCAAUUAUGGAAUCAUUAGUUAAAUUGAGAAGGCAGUUCAGGGAAAACAACUAUCAAAUGACAGACAACACACAUAAAAGUUGCUGGUG
Messenger RNA from Mobula hypostoma (lesser devil ray), 4215 nucleotides. It is a transcript of the gene abcd4, whose product is annotated as ATP-binding cassette, sub-family D (ALD), member 4. Gene Ontology annotation, biological process: long-chain fatty acid import into peroxisome; peroxisome organization; fatty acid beta-oxidation. The record is from RefSeq and is a predicted model, not a curated record. The transcript is spliced from 19 exons. Gene Ontology annotation, molecular function: ABC-type transporter activity; ATP hydrolysis activity; long-chain fatty acid transmembrane transporter activity. Lineage: Eukaryota; Metazoa; Chordata; Chondrichthyes; Myliobatiformes; Myliobatidae. The coding region runs from base 71 to 1924 and encodes 617 amino acids. Gene Ontology annotation, cellular component: peroxisomal membrane.